Hirsutella rhossiliensis is the source of this 1695-nucleotide messenger RNA. Its product is annotated as major facilitator superfamily domain-containing protein. Gene Ontology annotation, biological process: transmembrane transport. Gene Ontology annotation, molecular function: transmembrane transporter activity. NCBI's taxonomy places the organism in Eukaryota, Fungi, Ascomycota, Sordariomycetes, Hypocreales, Ophiocordycipitaceae. The record is from RefSeq and is a predicted model, not a curated record. The transcript has 2 exons. Bases 1 to 1695 code for a protein of 564 amino acids.
AUGGUUUCGCCAGACGGGGAGUGUCCCCGAACCGGAUCGGUGGAACCGGCCGAUGCCAAUCCCGCGGCCGACGACUCGGUCUCAUCGGCCGGCACUGAAACUUUGGGCGGCAUUGAAAAGUCGACAAAGGCCGGCGACGUCCGUCCAGGGGCCGGGAAGGAUUCUGGAGCCUCUGGAGUUGGAGACGUGGACAUCGAGGCGCAAGGAGUGGGCCACACUCAGCGCUCCACCCCCGACCUCGGCGUGGAAAGAGUAGAGACUCGCAAGUCCCACCACGGCUUUCUCAGCAGGCUCUCCCAGGGCAAGACCGAGAAGCUUCCACCCCCCGUCGUCCCCGUCAUGGACCUCGCCAGGGGUAUCGUCGGUUGGGAAAGCCAGCACGACCCCGAGAUGCCUCUCAACUUUUCCCCCAGCCGCAAGUGGCUUAUUGUCGUGCUCCUAGCCGCCAUUACCUUCAUGACGCCGUUUGCCUCGUCGAUCCUGGCGCCGGCCCUCUCCGCCAUGGAGGCCGAGUUUGAGGAAGACGACAUCACCAAAGGCUCCAUGCCCGUCAGCAUCUUCCUGCUGGGCUAUGCCGUCGGUCCGCUGUUCCUCGCGCCCCUGUCCGAGAUUUAUGGCCGCAGCGUCGUCCUGAUAUGCGCCAGCGCCUGGUUCUGCGCCUGGCUGAUUGGUUGUGCCGUGGCCCCGACCCUCGAUGCGCUCAUAUUUUUCCGCUUCAUGUGCGGCAUAGGCGGCUCGGCGUGCCAGAAUAUCGGGGGCGCCAUCAUCGCCGACGUCUUUGCCGUCAGCGAUCGCGGGCGAGCAAUGACGUUUUGGAUGCUGGGGCCCAUCUUUGGACCGUCGUGCGCCCCCGUCAUCGGGGCCUUUGUGUCCCAGAGCAUCGGGUGGCGAUGGGUCAACUGGCUGGCCUUUAUUCCCGCCACCAUGAUCGUCGUGGGCAUGAUGUUUCUCAACCGCGAGACGAACCACCAGGUGCUCAUGGCGCGCAAGGCCGAGAGGCUCCGGGGGGAGCUCGGCAGGCCCGAGCUUCGCAGUUGCUAUGUCGACCCCGACGCCCCCAUGCUCACCAAGCGCCGGAUUCUCUUCAUCGGUCUCACCCGCCCCCCGAAGAUGCUCUUCCGCUCGGCCAUCCUGUCCAGCGUCUCGCUGUACAUUGCCUUUGUCUACGGCUGCCUGUACCUCCUCUUCAACACCAUUCCCGUUGUCUUCCGGGAUAGUUAUCACUGGUCCGUCGGCCUCACGGGCUUAGUGUAUCUCGCACUGUUCGUGGGCUAUGCCGUCGGCCUCUUGUCCUUUUCGCUCUUGUCGGACCGCACCGUCGUGCACAUGACGGCCACCAACGGCGGUGUCUACGAGCCGGAGAUGCGCCUUCCCGACUGCAUGUGGUUCGCUCUCAUCCUGCCCAUCACCUUCUUCUGGUAUGGCUGGAGCGCCGAUAAGGCCCUUCACUGGAUCGUUCCCGUCAUCGGCAUUGUGCCCUUUGGGCAUGCCGCGAGUGGCCUGGCCGCCUUUUCAGUGCUGCGAUGCGCCGUCGCUGCCUUCCUGCCCCUGGCCGGCCCGCAGAUGUACAAGACGAUGGGUGUCGGAUGGGGCAGCUCGCUGCUGGGCUUCGUUGCCGUGGCGUUAGUUCCGAUCCCAGCGCUGAUUUACAAGUACGGCAAGUGGAUGAGGACUCGCUAUCCGUUGAAGCUGUAG